Messenger RNA from Heterostelium album PN500, 756 nucleotides. RefSeq lists its product as uncharacterized. Gene Ontology annotation, cellular component: phagocytic vesicle; protein complex involved in cell adhesion; cell surface. Gene Ontology annotation, molecular function: N-acetylgalactosamine binding; oligosaccharide binding; polysaccharide binding. The transcript has 2 exons. NCBI's taxonomy places the organism in Eukaryota, Evosea, Eumycetozoa, Acytosteliales, Acytosteliaceae. Gene Ontology annotation, biological process: cell-cell adhesion. Bases 1 to 756 code for a protein of 251 amino acids. The record is from RefSeq and is a predicted model, not a curated record.
AUGUCAAAUACCGGUUUAAUCCCAGGAAAUGCCUAUGGUACCUUGAACGUUCGUUCAUCAUCCAACUGGUCACCAGACUGCUCUGUUGUUUACUCACAAAUCAACUACAAGAAAGGUAAUAUCUCCUCCGCCAAUUCUUCAUCCUCAUGGCACGCUCUCACUGCUGAUGACAAGCAAUGGGUCACUUUGAGUUCACCAGUUCCAGUUGAAUUCUGUCAAAUCCAAACUCAAGGAAGAGGAGAUGAUGAUUUGUCUCAAUGGGUUACCUCAUACAAGAUUCGUUAUACUGAGGAUGGAGUUAACUGGGUUGAUGGUCAAACAUUCCAAGCCAACACUGACCGUCACACCAUCGUUACCAACACUUUGUCUCCACCAAUUGUUGCUCGUUCCAUUGCCAUUCACCCACUCACCUGGCAAGGUUUUGUAACCAUGAGAUUCGAUGCUCUCUACCGUCCAAUCAAGCACACCAUCACCAAGACUGGUCUCGUCAUUGACGAAAGCCUUAAAUUCACCACUGGACUUCCAAUUGGUGAGAAAACCGCUGAAUACCCUGUCAAGUUCGACAAACCAUUCCCAAGAGUUCCAGAAGUUGUCUGCACUUUGACUCAAAUCGAUUGUGCCAAUGACAAGAACCUUCGUAUCCGUGUCUUUGCCAAGGAUAUCACCAAGGAUGGUUUCACCUUUGUCUUCAUGACCUGGUUCGACACCAAAUUAUACGGAUUGAGAGGUUCAUACAUUGCCACUUUGGAUCAAUAA